AUGGAUGUUCCAUCUUAUUUUAUUUUUUAUGUCCAAAAAAUCGAGUAUCCUCGAAUGAUUUAUUCACAAUAUACACUAACAUACAUAACAGUUGAAUUACAAAAGGUUACACUCGGAAUUAAACAUUCAUCUGAAAAAGUUCGAUCAAAAACAGCAACUUUAGACAAUGCAAAUUGCGGAGUAUUUGAAUGUGAAGCUUGUUUCAACAAUCCCAAGCAAGAUAACAAACAAAAACUUAUACAUAUCGUAAUUGGCGCCGUACAAGAUUCAGAAAUUGAGAUUGGUAGCAUUGAUCUCGAUUUAGAAGAUAUAGAUAAACAUAAAUCGAAAUUAGCUAUCAAAAAGAUUCGUUUUGGAAAACAUCAAAAAGGAAAAUUGUAUUACAGAGCUAUAGUUCUGCCAAUUACAUUUUUCCCGCACGGAAAACCAAUAGACUUCUUUGCUUCAGUUCCUAUCAACAAUACAAAGGACGAUAUCUUAACAAAUCUUGCUUUGACACAAACUCUUACUGAAAGUGUCUAUGAUGAAGUUCACGAAAACUUUGUACAAUCAAAUGACAACAGGGUUACGUCUCUUAGCAAAUUUACUAAAACUUUUGAACCAAAAUCUUCAAAUUCUUCUUCACAGCAACAACAACCAACACUAGCAAGAGACACUCAACGCAUAUCAAGUAUUAAGAAACUUACCAAGCAUAUGGUGCGUCCAGAUGAAGGAGAAGAAGAAAUAAAUCCAGAAAAUGUUCAAUCAGCAGAAAAAGUUGUAGAAAUCGACCAUUCGCAAGAAGAAUUGAAAGAAAUGAUGAAACAUUCCAAGAAAAAGCUUGUUUCUGCAAUGGUUGCGCAAUUUACAGCAAAAUUCAGUUUAAUUGUAUUUCAGAAGAUUGUUUGCGCAGAUUUAUUCACAGAAGAUAUUUCUCAAGACCUCAUUGCACCUGUUCUUGAGUUUAAUUUACUUUCUGCUCCAAAAAUUUCAUCCGACCAAUUGAUUUAUGCUUUGAUGCCACUUUUCUCUGCAAUUCACAUUACCCUUAAGCGUAGAUCCGAAGUUGUUCCUUUAUUUUCACUUUUAUCUUCAUUAAUCAAUUUUGGCAUUUUAUUAACUUCAGAAGCUGAAUAUUAUACUACUGCUCAUGUUCCUGUCAUGGCCAGCCUUGACGGACACAUUUCUAUUUUGAUUUCACAGCUUUCCUGUUUCUUAUACGGUCCAUUAGUUUCUUCCAUGACGAAUAACCCUUUGGAAGCUAUGACAAGUCAAUCAGCAACAGAUCUAUCGAAUAUUCUUCAACAAUUUUUCACUGUUGCGAAGACUUACGUCAAAUCAAAGUAUAUAAUGAAGCUUCUCAUCGAUAGAACAUGUUCUUUGACCGAUGAAAUUGUUUCUAACUGUUUGAUACAGUUCUCGCAGGUAUUUACUGAGGAACAAUGUGCAAAUUUGAAGAGAAAAAUUGAAAAACUCAAAGAAUACUUCGCAUACAACGUCAAAGAGAUUCCUGUUAACUUCCCUCACAUGCAGCAGAUCAUUUCUAAGAGAAAUAGGAACGUACAACGCGUCGAAUCCGCAAAAGAUGAAGAUGUCAUUUUCUCAUUUGACGAACUUCGACGUAUUGCUAUUGAUGAGGAAGGAAAACCUUCUACACAAGCAAAAUAA
Trichomonas vaginalis G3 is the source of this 1647-nucleotide messenger RNA. RefSeq lists its product as uncharacterized. Bases 1 to 1647 code for a protein of 548 amino acids. The record is from RefSeq and is a predicted model, not a curated record. NCBI's taxonomy places the organism in Eukaryota, Parabasalia, Trichomonadida, Trichomonadidae. The transcript has a single exon.